AUGAUCCCAGGGAUCAAUCCUCCAUUUGUUUACCUGGCGAAAACCAUCGGCGCGUCCGUCGAUGAAUUGAAGCUUCUCGCCGCCUUCCUCGCAAGCUAUCCACUGGCUGGGCUGUUGAAACGGAUACCGGACAACAAACCACAUUGGCGGAACGCGUAUAUCGUCGCGGUUUCGCUCUUCUAUCUGAUCGGCCUUUUCGAUUUGUAUGAUGGCGUCCGCACCUUAUUGUACAGCUCCGUGGGGGCGUACGCAAUAGCAUAUUACAUUGAUGGCUCUUUGAUGCCAUGGAUCGCCUUCUUGUUCCUCAUGGGGCAUUUGUCUAUCAACCACAUACAGCGGCAGAUACUCAAUGACCCAAGCGUGGUGGACAUAACUGGAGGACAGAUGGUUCUGGUGAUGAAGCUCAGCGCGUUCUGCUGGAACGUCCACGAUGGACGCCUGAAACCGGAGCUUAUGACGGACAGCCAGAAAGAGAGGGCCAUUUACAAAAUGCCCAAUCUGCUCGAUUACGCCGGUUACGUUUUCUUUUUCCCUUCACUGUUUGCCGGACCAGCCUUCGACUUUGUGGAUUAUCAGCGAUUUAUCGAGACCACCAUGUUUGAAGUGCCCCCUGGCACAAAAACACCUCCACCAACCAGAGGCAACCGACGGAUACCGCGAUCAGGCCGACCUGCGGCACGGAAGGCUGUGGCUGGACUCUGCUGGAUCCUGCUUUUUCUCCAGUUUGGUAAAUGGUACAACGUCCCCUUGACCCUGUCCGACAAAUACAUGGAGUAUUCUUUUAUCCGCCGCGUCUGGAUUUUGCAAAUGCUGGGCUUUACAUCCAGACUAAAGUACUACGGCGUCUGGGCGUUGACGGAGGGAGCAUGCAUCAUGGCCGGGAUCGGCUACAACGGAAUUGAUCCAGUCACAAGCAAAGCAAGAUGGGAUCGCACCGAAAAUGUCAACCCCUGGGGUCUGGAGACUGCUCAAAACUCGCGAGCAUAUCUGGACAAUUGGAACAAGAACACCAACAAAUGGCUUCGCAAUUAUAUCUACCUUCGCGUGACGCCUAAGGGUAAAAAGCCUGGGUUCCGCGCCACUUUGGCGACGUUUUUGACCUCGGCGUUUUGGCAUGGCUUUUAUCCAGGGUAUUACUUGACCUUCUUGAUGGGGGCGUUCAUUCAGACAGUGGCCAAGAAUUGCCGACGAUACUUCCGACCAUUCUUCCUUACCCCGGACGGAUCCAAGCCUACCAAGUACAAGAUCUAUUAUGACAUCGCCAGCUACAUCGCCACUCAGUUGGCGUUUUGUUUCACCACCGCACCGUUCGUCAUCCUCUUUUUCGGUGACUCCCUGAAAGUAUGGGCACGAGUAUAUUUCUACGGAUUGGUGGGAGUUUUGCUGUCUAUGGCCUUCUUCGCUUCUCCAGCAAAGGGCUAUCUCAAGAAAAGACUGGCGAAGCGGAACUAUCCUUACGUGCAAAAGACCGUGGCUCAAGAAACAAACUAUCCUCCAUCUCUGGGUAUUCCUAGUGAUCCUGGACGUGAAAUUGACGAGGCCAUUGAUGAGAUUCGUCAAGAAGUCGAGGCUCGUAGGAGACGAGGAAGUUCAGUCACCAUGCCGACCGGGGAGGGUUUGAAGCGCGCCGUCGAGGCAAGGGUGGGAAGAAAUAUUAGUUUUCCAGAGUUGAAGUUGGGCUCGACUGCGGCGGCUAACACCACUGCAAGUGCUGGUGCGAGUGAACCACAGGUUGGAACCGAAGGGGCAGGAUUGACGCCGAACGACAAGAAGUUGCAGUGA
Molecule: messenger RNA, 1782 nt
Organism: Exophiala dermatitidis NIH/UT8656
Lineage: Eukaryota; Fungi; Ascomycota; Eurotiomycetes; Chaetothyriales; Herpotrichiellaceae
Exons: 2
Coding region: 1-1782 (593 amino acids)
Biological process (GO): lipid modification; glycerophospholipid biosynthetic process
Cellular component (GO): endoplasmic reticulum; membrane
Molecular function (GO): 1-acylglycerophosphocholine O-acyltransferase activity; 1-acylglycerol-3-phosphate O-acyltransferase activity
Source: RefSeq, a predicted model, not a curated record